AUGAUUAUUGGACGCUGGGAAGUAAAGUUAUCUCAAUAUAGCCAAGAUGUGGGCGGCUAUUCUGCUCUGUCAGGAAGCUUGAAAGAAAACAUCAAACUGGGAAGACGAGCACAAAAAUAUUUGAAAGAGUUGAGAACUUUGCAACUUAAGCCACUGGAGAUCGGGAGGUCUGAAAAGUGCGGCAUGACCAAUGGUGAUAAGUAUUUUUUGGACGUAAUCCACAUCACCUCUCAAAGAGAAAAAAUGGGUAUAAACGUUGACAAAACAUGGAAUGUGACUAAUCUUGAGAAUUAUAACAAAGAAGAACUGAAGUAUGAGCUAUUCAGGGAAAAGUUGAAAGUCGAAAAACAGGACAUGUCAUUUUUCAAGUGGAUGAAAAGUCUUUCAGUUGAAUUGUAUUUUCCUCUUCAACAGACAGCGAACCACAGAUUGGCAGACGGUAAUAUAAGGUCAGGAUGGUUUAAUAUUCCACUUCUCAGAAAAAGUAGGCCAAGGAAAAAAAUACCAUAUCCAAGUUUAAGACACAUGCCCUCUGCCCUUGAAGUACGAUACAACAGACUAACGGAGGAAAAGUUGAACUUUUGUGUCUUAUUUUCUGAUAAACCACUGUCAGACUGGAAGCCCCGAUUUUUCGAGCAAACUUACGAUAGGUUCCUUUUGCGACUAAUCCCACCUGAAAACACCCCAAAGUAUAAGAGCAGGAGCAGUAAGUACGAUAUCAAGAUUAGCCCGCAAAGCUGGGUAGUGAAAGUCCCCGAACACGAUCGAGAGCUUGAUAUUUUUGAGGGAAGUUAUGAUAAACUCUUUGAUGCCCAUUUUAAUAAACUAGAAUUUUUCAAAAUAAGAACGAAGAAGCUGAAAAGAAACAGGUUAGUUAAGAAGAAUAUUCAUGGAAUAUGGCGUCUUGAAAAAGAAGAUUUGAAGGAUUUAGUAUGGGAUCCUCUGAAAAAAAUCAGCAACCAUUCUAGGGGUACAAUAUUUGAACAUGAAACCAUAAAUGAAGAAGUCUAUUCAAUUAAACCGAAGAGGUUAACAUUUCAAGAAUUAGAUUCCGGCUCCCUUGACCUCAUUGAUAAUCAAAAAAAGACGUUUGGCACUAUCAAGCUUGCAAUGAGAAUAUCUAAUGAAAAAAAAAUUGAAGACUUUUCAUUUGAAGGAAGCGAAAGAAAUGAUGUGACAGCUAAUGAAACUCAAGAAUUCCAUCAAAAUGAUCGUCUUUCAUCUGAGGGGGAUAUUAAUACCUCGUUAGCUCCUCAAAAGAGAUCUUUCAUCGAUAACGAAUUAAUGUCUAUGUUAGUCACCAAAAAAAAAAAAAAAAAAGCACAAGGGAAUCCAUAG
Saccharomyces paradoxus is the source of this 1338-nucleotide messenger RNA. It is a transcript of the gene ZIP2, whose product is annotated as Zip2p. The coding region runs from base 1 to 1338 and encodes 445 amino acids. The record is from RefSeq and is a predicted model, not a curated record. Lineage: Eukaryota; Fungi; Ascomycota; Saccharomycetes; Saccharomycetales; Saccharomycetaceae. The transcript has a single exon.